This is a messenger RNA of Chiroxiphia lanceolata (lance-tailed manakin), 1332 nucleotides long. RefSeq names its product ammonium transporter Rh type B-like. The transcript has 2 exons. NCBI's taxonomy places the organism in Eukaryota, Metazoa, Chordata, Aves, Passeriformes, Pipridae. The record is from RefSeq and is a predicted model, not a curated record. Gene Ontology annotation, molecular function: ammonium channel activity. Gene Ontology annotation, cellular component: plasma membrane. Gene Ontology annotation, biological process: ammonium homeostasis; ammonium transmembrane transport. Bases 1 to 1332 code for a protein of 443 amino acids.
AUGGCCAUACUGCCCUUCACCCGGCCCCGUUGCCUCCUGCCCCUCUUCCUGGGGUUUUUCCAGGGCGCCCUGCUCCUCUUCUUUGCCCUCUUCGUCACCUUUGAUGAGCCCUCAGCGCAGGCAGAGGAUGCCACCUUGGUGGCCUACCAGAUCUACAGCACCUUUCCCUUCUUCCAGGACAUCCAGGUGAUGCUGGUGGUGGGGCUGGGGCUCCUGCUGACCUUCCUGCCCCGCUACGGGCUCAGUGCCCUCACCCACAACUUCCUCCUGCUCAACUUCUCCAUGCAAUGGGCGCUAGUGCUGCAGGGCUUGAUCCACCACUUCCACCACGGCCAGGUCCACCUGGAUCUCCUCAAACUCCUCAUCUCUGAGUUUGCUGCUGUGACGGUGCUCAUCUCCGUGGGGGCCAUCCUGGGGAGGACCAGCCCCUGCCAACUGCUCGCCAUGGCCACCUGUGAGGUCCCUGCCUACCUCGCCAGUGAGUGGGUCAUUGUCAACUGUCUGGGCGUUCUGGAUGUGGGUGGCACCAUCACAAUCCAUGUCUUCUCCUGCUAUUUCGGCCUCGGCGUGUCCAAGGCUCUGUUCUGGGCAGGGCAGAAGCCACUGCACCCCAAGGAGACCCCAACGCCCCGCUCCGACCUCAUGUCCCUGAUGGGGAUGCUCAUCCUCUGGGUUUUCUGGCCCAGCUUUGUGGCUGUCCUGUGCCAACCAGGCGAUGCCCAGCACCGUGCCAUCCUGAACACCCUCCUGGCCAUGAGUGCCAGUGCCAUAACCACCGUGGUGGUCUCCAGCCUGCUGGAGAGGGACGGCAAGCUCAGCCCCAGCCACCUGCAAAACGGUAGCCUGGCCGGCGGGGUGGCCAUCGGCGCGGUGGCCGACAUGGCCAUGCCGCCAGCGGCCGCUCUUGCCCUGGGCGGCCUCUCGGCCGUGACGUGUGUCCUCGGCUUCAGGUUCCUCACCCCACUCCUGGAGAAGAAGUUCGCAUUCCAGGACCAGUGUGGCAUCCACAAUCUCCAUGGCUUGCCCGGCAUCCUCGGCGCCACAGCCAGCGCCGUGGCCAUCCUGGUGGUAUCCAAGGACACCUCCGGGUCCCACGUCUCCCAGCUUAGACAGGCGCUGUGCCAGGCAGCAGGGCUGGCAGUGGCCAUCGGGGCCUCACUUAUUGCCGGGCUGCUCACUGGUGCCACACUUCGGCUGCCCUGCCUGGCCCGACCACCUGAGCGGCUCUGCUUCGAUGACUCACUGUAUUUUAAGUUCCAGGAUCAGGAUGAGAGCCUCGGCCCAGGCAGCACGACUGAGGAAGGAGCCCUGGCUCUGAAGGAGCAUGUCUAG